This is a messenger RNA of Anopheles nili, 372 nucleotides long. RefSeq lists its product as uncharacterized. The transcript has a single exon. Bases 1 to 366 code for a protein of 121 amino acids. The record is from RefSeq and is a predicted model, not a curated record. NCBI's taxonomy places the organism in Eukaryota, Metazoa, Arthropoda, Insecta, Diptera, Culicidae.
AUGUCUCUUUUCCAGCAGCCGCGUUGGUUACGAAAAUGGAUUCGCCGUAGAAUGAAUCCUAUGUCACUAGAUCAGGCUCACUCUUGGAAACGCCGAUUAAGUCUUUUCUACGCUAUAGUGGCAUGGAAUGCGUUUGGAGGAGUUUGCUACAUGAUUUACACCGGGCGUAACGACUGGGCUAAGUUUUACGGUCUUAAAAGCGAUGAAGAGGCACAGUUACCGCAAGCGGUUCGGUUCGCAAAGCAACUAAAUCUUCCCAACGCAAAGGUUCUUAAAUUCAAUGGACUUUCAAAAACAGAUGAAUAUGUGCUACAAGAUCUCGAGAUUGUGCGGACACCGGAUGGAAAACCUUCAACUGUAGAAUAGUAAUCA